This is a messenger RNA of Miniopterus natalensis, 2032 nucleotides long. The record is from RefSeq and is a predicted model, not a curated record. NCBI's taxonomy places the organism in Eukaryota, Metazoa, Chordata, Mammalia, Chiroptera, Miniopteridae.
UGAGUGUUGCUGUUUUUGGUGCAGGUGGUUUCACUCAUGACGAGCUGCUGAAGGUUUGGAAAGGACUGUUUUAUUGCAUGUGGAUGCAGGACAAGCCGCUCCUCCAGGAGGAACUAGGAAGGACCAUUUCCCAGCUCAUCCAUGCUUUUCAAACAACAGAGGCACAGCACCUGUUCCUUCAGACCUUUUGGCAGACCAUGAACCGCGAGUGGACGGGCAUAGACAGGCUGCGCCUGGACAAGUACUACAUGCUCAUGCGUAUGGUCCUGAAUGAGUCCUUGACGGCCCUGAAAACGCAGGGAUGGGAAGAAAGACAGAUUGAGCAGCUGUUGGAGCUUCUGACGACUGAGAUCCUGCACCCUGACAGCCAGGCCCCCAAUGGGGUGAAGAGCCACUUCAUUGAGAUCUUCCUAGAGGAGCUGGCCCGAGUGGGUGCAGACGAGCUGACGGCAGACCAGAACCUCAAGUUCAUUGAUCCCUUCUGCAGAAUCGCUGCCCAGACUAAGGACACCCUGGUUUUACAUAACAUUACUCGGGGCAUCUUUGAAACGAUUGUGGAACAGGCCCCGCUUGCCAUCGAAGACCUAAUGAAUGAAAUGGAGGGGGAGGUGUCAGAAGAGGACGAGCAGGAACAGGACAUGCCAGCCAAGAAGCGGUUUGAGAGGCCACCGAAAGGCUCCUAUGGAGCUGAGCCGGACAUGGGUGAGGAGCAGGCCAGAGACAACGACGACAGCGCUGGUGCCGUCCUUCAGUUUGACUAUGAGGCUGUUGCUAGCAGGCUGUUUGAAAUGGCCAGCCACCAGGACACCCCUUCUCAGAACAGGAAGCGUCUCUACAAAGUGAUCAGAAAGUUGCAGGACCUUGCUGAAGGCAUCUUCCCUGAGGAUGACAUCCCAGAAGAAGCCUACAGGAAACUGCAGGAAGGGAGGCAGGGGAGGAAGGCGAAGAAGCGUUUGCCCAAAUCCCAGUUGCAGAACAAGCCAGGUAGGACCAGUGCCCUUGGUGGUGGAGGGGCUUACCCACCUAUUGUAGUGGGGAGCAUGCCUGCCCGUCUCCCUGAUGUUGGCCUCCAGGUGUGAUCCCUCCCCCUGCUUGCCCAGGGUGCCCCCAGCGCCAGGCGUCCUGGAGAUGUGGUGCCCUGGACCGGAUGCCCUGCAGCAGCGGGGCUGCCUUGUGCAGCCGUGCCUUGGGCUUACCUGGUCGCCCGGGGCCACCCGCCAUCUCCCCUGCUCUCCUUGUCUGCAGUUUCAGUCUGGGCUGCUGCUUCCUGACCUUUUUUAUCUGAUCCGUAUGCAUCUGGUGGGUUUUGCCCCGUCCACUCCUCAUUCUCUGCAUCCUCCUGAGACCUGUUCACCUCACUGUGCUCUACCUUUCCCCUCCCUUCUCUUCUCCCCCUCAGCAAGUGGUGAGAAUGUGACAGCCCCCUCACUGAGCUUCUGUCACCUCAGGCCCUGCACCCACUGCAGGGCACAGGGGUGCCUGCUGCACUGCAAAUGGGCUGUGCCCUUUGAAGGGUUUCUCAAUUCCCCCCCUGCUCCAGCCAAGGCCACCUCCGUUCGUUUUACACUUGGGCUUGCAGCAGGCACAGGGCCAGCUUGCACACCUGCUCUAGGCCGGCCCCACAACACCAUCUCAUGGCUCUGUUGUGCACCAAGUUGAGUUGUAGCUCCUGGCCUUCCUUUCUGAGCCUGUCCCUUCUGGCCAUCACCUCCAGCCCCCAGCGCCCUGAGCCUAGACCCCUCUGUCGUGUCUUUUCCCUGAUCACGUCUUCACGCUGCUCUUUCUGAGGCUGCCUCUCUGGUGUCAGAAGCCAGCAUCUCCACGCUGGCGCGGCCCUGGUUGGCUGUUGUGUCUGCUCCCGAGUCUGUCGGUGCUUCUGUGCCGGGUGCUGUCAUGGCCUCUGCUGCCCCGGUGCUCUCACCUUUGGUCAGUACUGAUGUAAAGUAGCCCGGCCUUCGCCGCCUGACUCAUGUGGCUGUGAUGUUUUAGGGAGAGGUGAACAGGAGGAGCCACGUGCAGACCUGAGUUCCAG